Molecule: messenger RNA, 2361 nt
Organism: Morone saxatilis (striped sea-bass)
Lineage: Eukaryota; Metazoa; Chordata; Actinopteri; Moronidae
Gene: rab10
Product: RAB10, member RAS oncogene family
Exons: 6
Coding region: 679-1284 (201 amino acids)
Biological process (GO): cellular response to insulin stimulus
Cellular component (GO): Golgi apparatus; recycling endosome; insulin-responsive compartment
Molecular function (GO): GTP binding; GTPase activity
Source: RefSeq, a predicted model, not a curated record
GGUGUCGCCGUGGUGGCUCCCAUUCGAAGGCGACGGCGGUCGUCUGUGUUUCUGUCCUGAAAUCUGUCCGGAUAAAAGCGAAAUAAACUCCCGACGGACACUGAACUUUACACACUUUAACGUCUUUGGUUUUUACAACUCGUUCUCGGUCGGGCUUUGUGGACGGGCUCUGGCAUGACGGAGUGUGUGUGUGUGUGCCGAGAAUUUGAAUCAGCUUCGCCGUUAGUUUGAAGAAAGAGAGAGAAGGGCGAAGAAAAACAGAUGAGAGAGAGAGAAAGAGAGAGGGAGAGGGGAGCCAUUUUGUCCCGACUGUGUGGGAGAAGAGAAAGAGUGGAAAAGAGGAUUCACAACGGGAGGAGAUCCUAUUUUCUUAGCUUUGUGUUGUCGUGCUGUAAAGGUGGGGGGGGCUCUGGAGAUAUAACCUUACGGACACAUCUACGGCGGCUCGGUAGCUCUUUUUGUCGGGUGGUAUUUUAGCCAACUAGCUCGCCGAAGCUAAUCAACAAAUCCCAGAUUGUUAACUGUGAACAGCCCAAGAGAAGCGGGGCAGUCGGUCCGGUUGGCCACGGAGCUGGAUUUAGACUUCACACAGGAGUGCUUUAGUUGAUCUGCUGUGGGGUUAUUAUUAUUUUUUUUUUUUUCUCUCUCUCUCGGGGUUUAUCUUCUGGCUGUUUUUCAAUGGCGAAGAAGACGUACGACUUGCUGUUCAAGCUGCUUCUGAUCGGAGACUCGGGCGUGGGGAAGACCUGUGUGCUGUUCCGCUUCUCCGACGACGCCUUCAACACAACCUUCAUCUCCACUAUAGGAAUAGACUUCAAGAUCAAAACAGUUGAAUUACAAGGAAAGAAGAUCAAACUACAGAUCUGGGACACAGCGGGCCAGGAACGGUUCCACACCAUCACCACCUCCUACUACAGAGGAGCCAUGGGCAUCAUGCUGGUCUACGACAUCACCAAUGCCAAGAGCUUCGAAAACAUCAGCAAAUGGCUGCGCAACAUUGACGAGCAUGCAAAUGAGGACGUCGAAAGGAUGCUGCUAGGCAACAAGUGUGACAUGGAGGACAAGAGGGUCGUACCAAAAGCCAAGGGGGAGCAGAUUGCGAGGGAGCACGGCAUUAGGUUUUUUGAAACGAGUGCUAAGGCCAACAUCAACAUCGAGAAGGCUUUCCUCACGUUAGCAGAAGACAUCCUGAGAAAGACGCCUGUAAAAGAGCCCAACAGUGAAAACGUCGACAUCAGCAGUGGAAGUGGAGUCACAGGCUGGAAGAGCAAGUGCUGCAGUUGAACAACUCCUCUUGUUUCACUCACACUAACGCACACAGACACACACAGACACACAUACAAACACAUAUUCUCUCUCUCUCUCUCUAAAUGCUAACUCUAACUCUCUCGCUCUCUAACCUGUCUCAUGAGUUUUCUUGCACACUGACACUCUCUGUCUGUCUCUUUAUCAGAGUAAAACAAUAAACCACUUCACGUGUCUAAUCCCCCCUCCUCCCCCCCACCCCACCCCACCAUAUUCUUCCACUCUCCAUCUGAUGAUCAUUUUUAUUUCUGAUAAAAAGAGAAAUCCAGUCACGUUUCUUGUCAUUUGUUUUAAAAGUUGUAAAAAAAAGAUUUAAAAAAAAUGAGAAAAGACAAGCUCAUAUUUUUAAUAUUUCCUUUGCCUGAGCUCACCUGGUUGGACACCCUCACCUACCCUUAACUCCCCCCCUUCCCCACUUUCCCCACUCACCCACAGCACUCACCUUCAGUCAGAGGAAAUCAAAAUAAAAGAGAAAAUCAAACAAAAAAUGACAAAUGUAGGAUUAACAUUUUGUACACUUAGUGGGGUUUCUGUUGUCUAACCGUAUUUGGUCAUUUACAAUUUGUUACCAAGUGACAGAGGCGUGGCUAGCUCCUUUUGUAUGUGGGGGUUUAUUUUGUCCUGUGCCUUAUAUGGAAGACAGGGGCGGGGCUGUGUGGUGGGCGGAGCCACAUCCACCCAAUGAAAUUACAGUUUAAUAUUCUGUUGGUUCAGGCUCUCAUCACGAGGAAGCCGAACUUGAAGCAGACGCGUUUGAAUUUCUCCUCCAGCCAAGAGAACGGCAUUAUACAGUAUGUCCUGUUUAUUGAUGUUUUAUUUUUAUCUGUAUGAUUUAUUUUACUUUUGUUUUAUUUCUUUUUCCUUAUUUGGGUUGAUUUUUUUUUUUUUGAUUUUUUUUUUUUUUGUUCCUGCAUGCAGAUUUCUUUGGGUUGGAAGCGUUUCUGUAACGUUGUGUAACGUUUGCCACUGGGUAACUGUGGGCGGGAGGUACAGAAGUUCUCUUUGGAAAUUCAAACAGUUUUGCAGAUCCAUUAAAAAUAAGCUUGUUUAAGUUAA